AUGCCCGCCGCCAGCCUGCUGCCGCUCUUCGGUAGCGCGGCGGGGCCGGGGGCGCUGGGCGGCCCCGCGGGCGGCGGCGCGGGCGGCGGGGGCAGGAAGGCGGCGGGCCCCGGCGCGUUCCGGCUGACGGAGAAGUUCGUGCUCCUGCUGGUGUUCAGCGCCUUCAUCACCCUCUGCUUCGGGGCCAUCUUCUUCCUGCCCGACUCCUCCAAGCUCCUCAGCGGCGUCUUCUUCCACUCGGCCGCCCUGCAGCCGCCGCCGCCGCCGCCCGGCGGGCAGCCCCGCGCCCCGCCGCAGCCCGGGGGCGGCCCGGCGGCGGGGGCGGCGGCGCCGGCCGCGGGCGGGGCGGGCAGCCUGGAGCGGAUCCGCGCGGACCACGAGCGGGCUCUGCGGGAGGCCAAGGAGACGCUGCAGAAGCUGCCCGAGGAGAUCCGCAGGGACAUCCGCCAGGACAAGGAGAAACUUCUGCAGGACGCCCGCGGCAGGAAGGAGGCGGGCGCCCCGGGGCUGCCCCAGCGCCUCUUCCGCCAGCCCGUCGGCGCCGUGGGGCAGGAGCCCGCCGACCCCGCCGUCCGGCAGAGGAGGGCCAAAAUCAAAGAGAUGAUGAAACAUGCCUGGGAUAAUUAUAAGCGUUACGCAUGGGGAUUAAAUGAACUGAAACCCAUAUCUAAGCAAGGACAUUCAAGCAAUUUAUUUGGUAACAUUCAAGGAGCAACAAUAGUGGAUGCCCUUGAUACACUAUACAUCAUGGAAAUGAAAGAGGAAUUCAAGGAAGCCAAGGAGUGGGUUGAAAAAAACUUAGAUUUCAAUGUGAACGCUGAAAUUUCAGUAUUUGAAGUGAACAUUCGUUUUGUUGGUGGACUACUUUCAGCUUACUAUCUUUCAGGAGAAGAGGUUUUUCGAAAAAAGGCAGUGGAGCUUGGAGAGAAAUUGCUACCUGCUUUCAACACUCCCACUGGGAUACCUUGGGCGUUGCUUAAUAUCAAGAGUGGAAUCGGUCGAAAUUGGCCAUGGGCCUCUGGCGGCAGCAGCAUUUUGGCAGAAUUUGGGACUUUGCAUAUGGAGUUUGUACACUUGAGCCACCUGUCUGGAAACCCUGUCUUUGCUGAAAAGGUAAUGAAUAUUCGAAAAGUUCUAAAUCGACUGGAUAAACCAGAGGGCCUUUACCCCAACUAUCUGAAUCCCAGCAGUGGCCAAUGGGGCCAGCAUCACGUCUCCAUUGGAGGGCUUGGGGAUAGCUUUUAUGAAUAUUUGCUCAAGGCAUGGCUGAUGUCGGACAAGACAGAUGAAGAAGGCAAGAAAAUGUAUUAUGAUGCUGUUCAGGCCAUAGAGACCCACCUCAUUCGAAAAUCAAGCGGGGGGCUGACAUACAUCGCUGAGUGGAAGGGUGGACUGCUUGAACACAAGAUGGGACAUCUCACUUGUUUUGCUGGAGGCAUGUUUGCUCUAGGAGCAGACGGAGCACCUAAUGACAAGACGGGCCAUCACAUUGAGCUUGGUGCUGAAAUUGCUAGGACUUGCCAUGAAUCCUAUGAUCGUACAAGCAUGAAACUGGGACCAGAAGCCUUCAGAUUUGAUGGUGGUGUUGAGGCCAUCGCUACAAGACAAAAUGAAAAAUACUACAUCCUACGACCAGAAGUCAUAGAGACCUACAUGUACAUGUGGCGGCUCACUCAUGACCCAAAGUACAGGCAGUGGGGAUGGGAAGCUGUAGAGGCACUGGAAAAACACUGCAGAGUAGAUGGUGGCUAUUCUGGCAUUAGAGAUGUUUAUAACAAUCAUGAAAGCCAUGAUGAUGUGCAGCAAAGUUUCUUCCUUUCAGAAACACUCAAGUACUUGUAUUUGCUGUUUUCUGAAGAUGAUCUUCUUCCAUUCGAACACUGGGUCUUCAACACAGAGGCUCAUCCUCUCCCUGUUCUUCACAAAGACGAUGGGAAUAAAGAAGAAAACCAGAAAUAGAUGAAGAUUAAGUUAUACUUUGUUUCAUUCCUUAUGUUUCUUUCCAGGACUUGGGCACAUGAUUUGGUUUUAAAUUCCUGAGUUAAAUUUUUAAAUCAAGUGUUUUGCAGUCUGUUUUCUUUAACAGUAAAUAUUUAUGAAUGGACCCAAACUAAUUAUGAUAAAACCUCAGUCCUCUAAUCCAGCUGAACCACUUCUUAGAAGAGAAAUAGGACAUCUCUCCAGAUUUUGUUAGGCUGCAGUGUCAUCUUGGCCAAAAAGAGCAGAGGGUCUGCAUGUUACUUGUUUCCUGUUGUGCUUUUAAUUUGACUGCAAAAUUCUUUUCUCCUCUGUGAGGAGAUGUCUGCUUUAAGCUGUAAUAUUUUGCCAUGUUGCAAAAAGCCAUAUUGAAUUAAGUAUAAAGAGCUUUUUUUCUU
Gymnogyps californianus (California condor) is the source of this 2375-nucleotide messenger RNA. RefSeq names its product mannosidase alpha class 1A member 1 (gene MAN1A1). Gene Ontology annotation, biological process: carbohydrate metabolic process; N-glycan processing. Lineage: Eukaryota; Metazoa; Chordata; Aves; Accipitriformes; Cathartidae. Gene Ontology annotation, cellular component: endoplasmic reticulum; Golgi membrane; extracellular exosome. The record is from RefSeq and is a predicted model, not a curated record. Bases 1 to 1959 code for a protein of 652 amino acids. Gene Ontology annotation, molecular function: mannosyl-oligosaccharide 1,2-alpha-mannosidase activity; calcium ion binding. The transcript is spliced from 12 exons.